Molecule: messenger RNA, 2539 nt
Organism: Cariama cristata (Red-legged seriema)
Lineage: Eukaryota; Metazoa; Chordata; Aves; Cariamiformes; Cariamidae
Gene: VCPIP1
Product: valosin containing protein (p97)/p47 complex interacting protein 1
Exons: 2
Biological process (GO): Golgi reassembly; protein ubiquitination; endoplasmic reticulum membrane fusion
Molecular function (GO): cysteine-type deubiquitinase activity
Source: RefSeq, a predicted model, not a curated record
GACCCCGACCUGGUGCUGCACAACCUGCUGCGAAACGCGCUGCUGGGCGUCAGCGGUGCUGGCCCGCCCCGCAGGAACACCGAGCUCGUCAAAGUCAUGGGCCUCUCCAACUACCACUGCAAGCUCCUGGCCCCCAUCCUGGCCCGUUACGGUAUGGAUAAGCAAACUGGCAAAGCCAAGCUCCUCACAGAGAUGAACCAGGGAGACAUCUUUGACUGCGCCCUCUUGGGUGACCGCGCCUUCCUCAUUGAGCCAGAGCACGUUGAAACCAUUGGUUAUGGAAAGGACCGCUCUGGCAGCCUCAUCUACCUGCACGACACCCUGGAAGACAUCAAGAAGGCUAACAACAGUCAGGAGUGCCUCAUUCCUGUCCAUGUGGAUGGAGAUGGCCACUGCCUUGUCCACGCAGUCUCGCGAGCGCUUGUUGGCAGGGAACUGUUCUGGCAUGCUCUGCGAGAGAAUCUGAAGAAGCAUUUUGAGGAAAAUCUGAGUCACUACAAGGCACUUUUCCAUGACUUUAUUGAUGCAGCAGAGUGGGAGGACAUUAUCAAUGAAUGUGACCCUUUGUUUGUUCCUCCAGAAGGUGUGCCAAUGGGCCUUAGGAAUAUUCACAUCUUUGGUCUGGCCAACGUGCUUCACCGGCCUAUCAUCCUGUUAGACUCCUUGAGUGGAAUGCGAAGCUCUGGAGAUUAUUCAGCGACAUUCCUCCCUGGUCUGAUACCCCUAGAAAAAUGCAUGGGAAAAGAUGGCAUGUUGAAUAAGCCAAUCUGCAUUGCAUGGAGUAGCUCAGGACGUAACCAUUAUAUUCCUCUAGUUGGAAUAAAAGGUGCUGCUUUACCUAAACUGCCUAGGAAGCUGCUUCCUAAAGCCUGGGGAGUUCCUCAAGACCUCAUCAAAAAGUACAUCAAGUUAGAGGAGGACGGUGGUUGUGUUAUUGGAGGAGACAGAAGUUUGCAAGAUAAGUACUUGAUGAGGCUUGUUGCUGCAAUGGAGGAGGUUUUCAUGAGUAAACACGGUAUCCAUCCCAGUCUUGUAGCUGAUGUACAUCAGUAUUUCUACAGAAGGACUGGUGUAAUAGGAGUCCAACCUGAAGAGGUCACUGCAGCUGCCAAAAAAGCAGUGAUGGACAACCGCCUUCACAGGUGCCUCAUCUGUGGGGCCCUUUCAGAGCAUCACGUUCCUCCAGAGUGGCUGGUUCCUGGGGGGAAACUAUAUAACCUGGCAAAAAGUACCCAUGGCCAACUAAGGCCUGACAAAAAUUACAGUUUUCCCUUGAACAGUUUGGUGUGUUCUUACAACCCCGCAAAGGACGUGCUGGUACCAGACUAUAGCCUGAGUAGUUUGACUGCUUGUAACUGGUGUCAUGGUAAUUUAGUGCGUCGUGUCAGAGAAGAUGGAUCUGUUUCGUAUUUGGAUGGAGACAGAACUAAUACCAGGUCUACAGGUGGCAAAUGUGGCUGUGGAUUCAAGCACUACUGGGAAGGUAAAGAAUAUGACAAUCUCCCUGAAGCUUUUCCUAUUACUCUAGAGUGGGGUGGAAGAGUGGUGAGAGAGACAGUCUACUGGUUCCAGUAUGAAAGUGACACAUCUCUGAACAGCAAUGUGUAUGAUGUUGCCAUGAAACUUGUUACCAAGCACUUCCCUGGUGAAUUUGGUAGUGAGAUUCUUGUUCAGAAAGUUGUCAACACAAUAUUGCAUCAAACUGCCAAAAAGAACCCUGAUGAUUAUACCCCUGUAAGUAUCGAUGGUGCUCAUGCCCAAAGAGCUGAUGAUGUACAGCGAGGACAAGAGUUAGAGUCACAACUUCCAACCAAAAUUAUUUUGACUGGACAGAAGACAAAAACUUUGCACAAGGAGGAGUUGAAUAUGAGCAAAGCUGAAAGAACUAUUCAGCAGAACAUUGCAGACCAGGCUUCCGUAAUGCAAAAACGGAAAAGUGAAAAAUUGAAACAAGAGCAUAAAGCGCAACCUAGGACUGCUUCUCCUGGGGCUGUUCGUGAGGGGCCAUCAUCUGCACCUGCCACACCAACAAAAACCCCGUAUUCUCCAACAUCUACAAAAGAAAAGAAAAUUCGAAUAACCACAAAUGAUGGGAGACAGUCAAUGCUUACCCUAAAGUGCACUACGACCUUCUUGGAACUGCAGGAAAGCAUAGCGAGAGAAUUUAAUAUUCCUCCAUAUUUGCAAUGUAUUCGCUAUGGUUUUCCUCCUAAAGAGCUUCUGCCUCCCAAAGAAGGCAUGGAAAAUGAGCCUGUUCCUUUGCAGCAUGGUGACAGGGUAGCAAUAGAAAUCCUGAAAGGUAAGGAGGAAGGCAGGCAGUCUGCUUCAGCACACUCAGCCCAUGCCGUAAAGCCUGAAGACGUUGCUGUGACUAGUAAAAUCUCAUCGAAGGAACUGCAAGAGCAAGUCGAUAAGGAGAUGUAUUCUCUCUGUCUUCUAGCAACACUGAUGGGAGAAGACGUUUGGUCUUACGCAAAGGGGCUCCCUCAAUUGUUUCAGCAGGGUGGAGUAUUCUACAGCAUAAUGAAGAAAACCACAG